Epinephelus fuscoguttatus (brown-marbled grouper) is the source of this 2047-nucleotide messenger RNA. Its product is annotated as nuclear factor 7, ovary-like. The transcript has a single exon. The record is from RefSeq and is a predicted model, not a curated record. Gene Ontology annotation, biological process: protein ubiquitination. Bases 81 to 1475 code for a protein of 464 amino acids. Lineage: Eukaryota; Metazoa; Chordata; Actinopteri; Perciformes; Serranidae. Gene Ontology annotation, molecular function: protein binding; ubiquitin-protein transferase activity; zinc ion binding.
AAAGUGAAAGUAACUUUGAGGGAACGGGGAGAGGCUGAGCUGUCUGUGCCUGCUGUGUGUCAGCUUCACUCAGAGACUAAAUGGCUUCAAGAUUAGAGGAAGAUUUCUGCUGUUCUGUCUGUCAGGACAUCUUUAAAGAUCCUGUCAUCCUGUCAUGUAGCCACAGCUUCUGUAAAGACUGUCUGCAGAGCUGGUGGAGAGAGAAACAAACACGGGAGUGUCCAGUUUGUAAGAGAAGACAUUCACAGGAAAUACUACCUCCUAACUUUGCUUUAAAGAACCUUUGUGAGAGUUUCUUACAGGAGAGAGAUCAGAGAGCUUCAGAGGCUCUCUGCACUCUGCACUCUGAGAAACUCAAACUCUUCUGUCUGGACCAUCAGCAGCCAGUGUGUGUCAUCUGCAGAGAUUCAGAUAAACACACCAACCACAGAUUCAAACCCAUCGAUGAAGCUGCACCACAACACAGGAAGAAACUUGAGGAAACUCUGGAGCCCUUAAAGAAGAAGUUAAAGGAUUUUGAACAGGUUAAAGUGAAGUGUGAUCAAACAGCAGAACACAUUCAGGUCCAGGCCCGACGCACAGAGAGGCAGAUUAAGGAGCAGUUUAAGGAGCUUCACCAGUUUCUAGAGGAGGAAGAGGAGGCCAGGGUGGCUGCACUGAGGGAGGAAGAGGAGCAGAAGAGUCAGAUGAUGAAGGAGAAGAUGGAGGCUCUGAGCAGAGAGAUAGCAGCUCUUUCAGACACAGUCAGAGCCACAGAGGACGAGCUGAGAGCUGCAGACGUCUCAUUCCUGCUCAACUACAAGGCUGCAGUGGACAGAGUCCAGCAGCGCCCCCUGCUGGAUGAUCCACAGCUGCCCUCAGGAGCUCUGAUAGACGAGGCCAAACACCUGGGCAACCUGACCUUCAACAUCUGGAACAAGAUGAAGGACGUGGUCUCCUACACUCCUGUGAUUCUGGACCCAAACACUGCUCAUCCAGAACUCAUCCUGUCUGAAGAUCUGACCAGUGUGAGACAAGGAGAGGAGAGACAGCAGCUUCCUGAUAAUCCAGAGAGGAUUGAUGACUUUCCCUGUGUCCUGGGCUCUGAGGGCUUUAACUCAGGGACUCACAGCUGGGAUGUCAAGGUUGGAGACAGUAAAUGUUGGUCACUGGGUGUGUUAGCAGAGUCUGUCCAGAGGAAGGAAUACAUACAGUCUGGAUUAUGGACAAUAUGGUUCCGUCACGGUGAAUACAGAGCGUCCUCCCCGCCAGAUCGACUAGCUCUCCCAUUGAAGAAGAAGCUCCAGAGGAUCAGAGUGAAUCUGGACUUUACGAGACAAAAGCUGUCGUUCUCUGAUCCUGAUACUAACACACACAUACACACCUUCACACACACUUUCACUGAGAGGCUGUUUCCAUUCAUUGUCAGUGUGAGUAAAGUCCCUCUGAAGAUUUUACCAGUGAAGGUCUCUGUGACUGUAGAACAACAGAAAUAGAUGGUGGUCAUGAUGGCGGUGAUGAUGAUGAUGAUGGACAUCAAUCAGUUCAUGUUUAUUUCAAGACAAACUGAAUUUCCUUCACUGACACUUGGAGGAACAUGUGACUGUGUUGUCCUGAUGAUGUUGGUUGUCAUGGUGAUGAGGAUGACAGCUACUGUAUAAAAUGGUGCUCUGGCCUAAACAAAAGGAGAAUAUAGAUGAAGCUGGAAACCUGGUCUCGCUGUAGAGCUUUAGUUCUGACUGUAAAACUAACAAAGACACUUUCGUCUAAAUUUGAAUGUGAUGUUUGCGUGAUGAUAUAAUUUAUGUUCCACACUACUGUUGACAAGUUUGUAAUCACCUGCCACUAAAGCUUGAUGUGGUCCAGUCAGAUGAGUGUGAGGACUCAGGGGCGUAAAUAUGGACAGUGCAGGCAGGGUGGUUGCACUGGGGCCCAUGGGCUGAGGGGGCCCAUGGGCUGAGGGGGCCCAUGGAGAGUGUGGGACCUCCAAGAAUAUGUGGAGGCAGAAAAUGAGCCCUUGCAAGUAAUUCAGAUUGCCACCUUAGAAAUAAGCCUGUAAUCAAGAACU